ACCUCCCAAACCCCUUUUUCCCAGAAUAAAGAAAUUGGCUUUGCCCGAGUCUCUUUCUGACUCACCCAAAGCCUCGCCCUCUUCUCUUCGCUCUUGCUCUGCUUUGCGCCGUCUCAUAAGUGCCUCCGGCCACCGUCUGAAGCUGCCGUCGUGGUGAUAUCUGGCAAGGAGGUAAAUUUGUGAACAAAGAUAAGCUUGCGGUAAUACUUGCUGCAAGUUGUUGAAAGUUUACUGUCAGCCAUUCAACAGAUGGAGCAGGAUUGCACCCAAUGGACUUGCAACUUGUGUGGGAAUGUGGGAAUGGCUGAUGGAUCAGAUGGCUACUUCUACUGCUUGAGAUGUGGGUCUCAGGCUGAUGACAUCAUUGAUACGGGUGUUGCUGAUGAGGAUUUUAUUGAAAAGGGUUCUCAGGGUGGUGGUGCCCUUUACUUGGCCAGCCAUACUCGCCAUGCUCGCCAACCCAUCCCAGUCCAACCACUCUCACAAGUUGACCCCAAAUCUCUAGAAUUUUGGUCCCGUCUCACCGAAGAGCCUGGAGGCCAUAAUGUUAAUCAAGAUGGAACAGGAGAUGGUGUGGGGCCCACCGGCACAAGUGAUUUUGGCUCUUACCCUGCGUGUGCAUAUAGUUAUGAAGGUUAUUACCAGGAGGUUAGGAACAGAUAUGUGAUGGGGAUGCAGAUGAUGAUAGAAGCUCAAUGUGAGGCUUUAGUGGAGAAGUUUAAUAUGAAACCUUUGAUUUGUGGGAUAGUUGGACCUAUUUGGUUGAGGUUUUUGGCCAGCACUAAGGUUUUUGAUGAUGGUUGGGCCGAUGAGGCUAUUCAUCAAUCUGAGAUAAAAAAAUCAGGAGAAUCUGAAGAUUUUAAACCGCUUUCUCGUCACAAAGCAGAACCUCACAACAUACAUGGUCAGAGAGCAUUAAUUAUAUGGCAUAAAUAUUUAAGAAAAAAAAUUCCGUUAUCUUGUUCUCUAGCUAUUUCUUUUCUAGGAUGCCAUGUUUCAAGAGAAGCAGUUUUGCCAUCAGACGUAAUCAAGUGGGCAGUUGAAGGGAAGCUUACCUAUUUUGAUGCUUUUGUUGAAAUUGAGAAACGCAUUGGACAGUCGUUGCCUCCCUUUCCUUUAAGUCUUAAAAGUAUGUUUAGGCCCAGACAUGCUUGUUCUGCUCAACAGUUGGAAUCACUGGCUGCUACAAUUGCUCAGUGCAUAGGCUUGAAUUUACCCCCAGUGAAUUUCUAUGGAAUUGCUUCCAGAUAUCUAACGGAGUUGUCUCUUCCAGUGGAGAAAAUUCUGCCGCAUGCAUGCCGCAUACAUGAGUGGGCGAUGCCUCCUGAAUUACGGUUGUCAACAAACAAUUUUGGACUUCCUACUUGUGUCCAUGCGAUGGCUAUACUGGUUAUAGCAAUACGGAUUCUAUAUAACAUAAAUGGACUUGGGGUGUGGGAAAAAAGUUUGUCUAGUCAUAUGCUUCCUAGUAGAUCUACUGAAGCCACAAGUAAGGACCCUGCUAGUAGUCCCAAAGUGAGUGACACUGCUGAAAAUGGUUUCGGUUCUCAUAGUGUGGAUUGUAUGGAUACUAGUUCUAGUAGAAACCUAUUAUCUGAUAAUGAAUCCAAGUUUGAUGCUGCUGAGCUUUUGUGCAACCUUGAAGCAAGAUACAAUGAGAUUAACAAUGCAUGUGGCGGUGUUAAAUGUUUGAGAGAUCUUUCUAAAAGCAUGCCGUUGUAUCUACAAUUCUGUCAGGAUGUGGUAUUUGCUGGAUCAGAGCCGGCUGUGGACUUUUAUCAUGAAGAGAAAACUUUAAUUGACAAGCUUUGGGAUUAUUAUCAGAAAGAAAAGGGUUCUGAACCAGAAGAAGAUUUGGGAAGGCGACAUAGCAUUGCCAAUGGCUGUGUGUAUAAAGCGAACAAAAUGGCCCGAGAUAAUGAACAUCAUUCUAGUCCCUCCCAUGAAAGGACUUCUCAUGAAGAUGUAUCGACUCAGAGACACUCAGAUUUUGACCAUUCAUCUAUGACUUCAGAGGAACGUGAAAACUCAGAACCCAGUGACAAAGUUUCAGCAGAGACCAACGAACAUAGAGCGAUUAGACUGAUGAAGAAAAACAUGGAGGAGAACAGAUUCUGUUAUAUCCCACCAAGGGUUAUGCUGAAGAGAUUGGAUUACCUUCAUUAUGCAAGGAAGAAAGAUGAAGGCACCAUUACUUAUGUUGCUCAUGCUGACUACUACAUCCUACUUCGUGCUUGUGCCAUAGUUGCUGAGGUCGACAUGCGGAUUAUGCAUGUCGGGGUACUGAAUAUGGAGAGGAGAUUAGCUUGGUUGGAAAAAAGAAUUGAUCACUGCCUACAUCUGAUUCCUCCUAGUACUACGUGUAAAUUUUGUAGUAAUGAACCAGAGCAAGCUACAGAUGAUCAUACAAUUGGACUUUCAAAUCUGAACCUAUUGUAAGUUUCCAUCCUAGCUUUGUCUCUUAUUUCCUUCCACUCAUUUCUUCCCUUCUAUUAUACUUUUUAGGUUGUUAGGUUUUAGUUUUAGUUGAAUCAAAACUCAUGGUUUGAAAUUUGGUUCGAAAUCUAUCGAAUUUUAGUUUUUAA
Molecule: messenger RNA, 2585 nt
Organism: Gossypium raimondii (Peruvian cotton)
Lineage: Eukaryota; Viridiplantae; Streptophyta; Magnoliopsida; Malvales; Malvaceae
Product: TATA box-binding protein-associated factor RNA polymerase I subunit B
Exons: 4
Coding region: 250-2439 (729 amino acids)
Biological process (GO): nucleolar large rRNA transcription by RNA polymerase I; RNA polymerase I preinitiation complex assembly
Cellular component (GO): RNA polymerase transcription factor SL1 complex; RNA polymerase I core factor complex
Molecular function (GO): RNA polymerase I core promoter sequence-specific DNA binding
Source: RefSeq, a predicted model, not a curated record